CUCGUGUAGUUUGUAUGGAUUAUCGUGACAUUCCAAGGCGCCCAAAAUAUGAUAAAAUUACUUGCCUUGAAAUGGCUGAACACGUUGGUGUUAGGCUUUUUUCGUCAUUUUUAUCUCAAGUAAGAGAUAUGCUUGAAGAUGAUG
This is a messenger RNA of Racocetra fulgida, 144 nucleotides long. NCBI's taxonomy places the organism in Eukaryota, Fungi, Glomeromycota, Glomeromycetes, Diversisporales, Gigasporaceae. The record is from the annotation of a GenBank genome assembly.